GCUACUGGAUAACAAUCCCACCGUCCUCUCUCUCUCACACACACAUACACAAAGCUCAAAGCUUUGAAAAAUGGCGACCUCCGCAACACCCCCAUCUCUCUCAUUCUUCUCAUCCUCAGUCUUCCUCACCUCCUCCAACCAAACCCCAAAGCUCUCUUCUUCAAUCUUCAGACCCAAUUCGGUAAAAACCCCAGCGGUGAAACCCCUCUCGCUCACCUCCCAGCUCGCCACCCUCCCAGUGCUCUCAUUCACCGGCGAGAAGAUCAGCGAGACCCAGCUCGAACUCAAGUCCGCCCCACCCGAAACCGCGCGCGCUGUCGUUCACCGAGCCAUCAUCACAGACCUCCAGAACAAGCGACGCGGCACCGCCUCCACGCUCACCCGCGGUGAGGUUAGAGGCGGUGGUAGGAAGCCCUACCCACAGAAGAAGACGGGCCGGGCCAGACAGGGGUCCAUACGGACCCCGCUCCGGCCCGGUGGGGGCGUGGUGUUCGGGCCCAAGCCAAGAGACUGGUCCAUCAAGAUCAAUCGGAAAGAGAAGAGGCUGGCGAUUUCGACGGCGAUAGCAAGCGCCGCAAUUAACACGAUCGUGGUGGAGGAUUUUGGGGAAAGGUUUGAGAAGCCGAGGACGAAGGAGUUUAUUGAGGCGUUGAAGAGGUGGGGGAUCGACCCGAAAGAGAAGUCGAUGUUCUUGAUGACCGAAAUACCGGAUAAUGUGAGGCUUUCUAGCCGGAAUAUCGGGACGCUGAAGAUGCUGACGCCGAGGACGUUGAACUUGUUCGAUAUUUUGAAUGCGGACAAGGUGGUGCUGACUCCGGCUGCGGUGGACUAUUUGAAUGAAAGGUAUGGGGUUGAUGGUUAUGAGGGGGAGACCGAAGAUGAGUAUGAAGAGGAAGAAGGAGAAGAAAUUGAAGGAACUGAGGCAGGAGAGAACUCUGAUGCAAAGGAGUAAUGGUGCCGGGAGUCUUCUGACCACCUUAUUCCUUAUUAAGCGAGGACCGAUCCAAUUCCAAUCCGGCUAAUCCUGAGUGGGGUUCCAGCCUGCCUAAACCAACAAUCGUGUUAUGUUGCUGCUACAAUGUUGUUAUAUUUUAGGCUGGUUUUGUUAAAUUUUCUGUGCAUGAUUUUUGUACUAAUUUGCACAUUAAUCUAAUACAAUUGUAUCUAUUGGAUCUUCUACCUUGUUGUGUAUUCAGAAUGUUGCUUCCUGGUUCAA
Molecule: messenger RNA, 1216 nt
Organism: Corylus avellana
Lineage: Eukaryota; Viridiplantae; Streptophyta; Magnoliopsida; Fagales; Betulaceae
Gene: RPL4
Product: ribosomal protein L4
Biological process (GO): translation
Cellular component (GO): ribosome
Molecular function (GO): structural constituent of ribosome
Source: RefSeq, a predicted model, not a curated record